AUGGAUGCUUUUAAUUUCGAUAACGUGAAGGUCGAGAAGGCGAACGCGAUGCUAAGAUUUCAUCGCCUCCAAAAAGUCGCCAAACUGUUUCGACUCCUCGAGCUCUGCCUCGUUCUCGUUCUCAUAUCCUGGACCUCCACUCGCCUGCCGUUCGCAGUCAAAAUAUCCGGCGAAUACUUCCGGCAACUCCUCGCUAUCAUCGUUAGCCCUAUCUUCAUCUUCGUCCUCAGCAACGUGAUCGUCGUCACCCUCUUCGCAAAGUCCGGCCAGACGCCGACCGCCGUCGACAAUGCCGAAACAGAUCUCUGUGAAGAACUCAUCAGAAACAGCGACAAUCAAUUCGAUUUCCGGUCCAAAAUUUAUACUCCGGUGCCGGAACCGGAGGAGAUCGUGUUUGUGGAUAAACAGAUCAUAUGCGAAGUAAACACAGUUACUUCAAACAACGAAUCUACAAUGGUGGCCAAUCCAGUUAUGGAAUCGAAAACUUUUAGGAGGACUAGGUCGGAUAAUUUGAAGAGAGAGAUCAGUUCGGAGAAUAGUCACGAGAAACUCCGGCGAUCGGAGACUGAUAAGUUCCCCAACGACAUGUAUUCCGGCGAGUUUCUACCGGAAAAGCCGUGCUUGUUCGAGAAACUGAGCAACGAGGAGUUUCAGCGCAGGAUAGAAGCCUUCAUUGCUAAGCAAGUCAAGUUCCAUCAAGAAGAGAAGAUGAUAAUUGUACCUCAAAAUUACUCUUAA
Cornus florida is the source of this 738-nucleotide messenger RNA. RefSeq lists its product as uncharacterized. The transcript has a single exon. Bases 1 to 738 code for a protein of 245 amino acids. Lineage: Eukaryota; Viridiplantae; Streptophyta; Magnoliopsida; Cornales; Cornaceae. The record is from RefSeq and is a predicted model, not a curated record.